GCGGCUGGGCUUAGUCGGGGCGGCUGGUCCGAGGCGGCGGCGGCGGCGGGACAAAGACGCAGCUACAAAAGCCGGAGCAGCAGCUGCCGCCGGCGCGGGGGUGGGAAGACCCAGGUGCAGCCCCCCCACCCCUCCCCCCAUUCUCCGGCCGGUGCAAAGGGCUCCGGCCACGUGCAAACAGCCCGGUGCGUGCACGAGCGAGCCGGGCAGCCGCCCCCGCCGGGAUGGAGGUGCAGAAGGAAGCCCAGCGCAUCAUGACCCUGUCGGUGUGGAAGAUGUACAACUCCCGCCUGCAGCGCGGCGGCCUGCGGCUACACCGGAGCCUGCAGCUCUCGCUGGUCAUGCGGAGCGCCCGGGAGGUCUAUCUCUCGGCCAAGCUGGAGGAGGACGAGGAGGGACGGCUCGGGCCGCAGCCCUGCCUGGGGGAGGAAGGGGCCGGCCAGCCCCCACUGCAGCCCGCCGCUGCUGCCUCCCCAGGCCCGCCGGCGCCGGAGGAGCGGGCAGCCCCCGCGGACCGUGGAAACGCCCCGGGCGCAGUCGAUCCGGAGCCCAUGGAGACGCAGGACAGUAGUGGGGACGCGGCUCCAGCGCCCGGGGGCGGUAGGCGGCCGGCGCGGGGGGGUUCGUUGCCACCCCCGGCCAAAGCCAGCAGGAAACGGCGGAGCAGCAGCUUGGACAAGCCGGGGGCCGCCGAGGCCGGGCUGGUGCCCACCAAGAAAGCCCGGUUGGAGGCGGAGGAGGAGGAGGGCGAGCGGCAGCCCCAGGGACAGGACGGCCCCUUCCCCAGCCUGGCCAAAGUCCUGCAGACCCGCUUCUCCGGGAUGCUGCGGGGCGGCCCGCCCAAGGGCCCCGAGCCCACGCCGGGCUGCCGGCCCGGGGACGGGGUACUCAGCAUACUGGUCCGAGCCGUGGUGGCCUUUUAAAUCCCCUUCCCCGCCGCUCGGGGGGACUCGUGGCUGGGGGACCGGCCCCGCGGCGCGCAGCGGCUCGCUCGGCUCCUGGCGGGAGCCAUGGGGCAGGAGGGGGGGUCGCUUUGGGGGGCGCAGCCCCCUCUCCCUGGCGGAGGGGGGGCGGGAUCCGGCCGUGCCUCCCGGGGCGGGAGAGAGACACACGGAGGCCGGGCAUGGAGCGAGAGGGCAGCGGAAGGAAGAUCGGACUUUCCCCUCCCCACCCUGCUGGGUCCAGGGGGGAGGCGAGACAAAAGGAUCUGCCGGAGCGGGGACCGAGAGACGCCGCCGCUUUGUGUGGGGGGGGGGAGCGGGGGGGGGCACUUUGGCACAACUUCAGGAUGGGGAAGAGAGACUCGCAAAGCGGCCCGAGGUUUCCUGCCUGCUCCUCACCGAGAGAUGGUUUAUUUUUGUGUAGAGAAAUGUUAUAUCCUGACCUGGGAUCCACUGGUGCUAUUCCGUAACCCCAGCCCUGGGGGGGAGGGAGGGGUUGGGUGUGGGUUUUUUUUUUGUAACUUGAAACUUUGGCCUCCUCCUCCUUGUUGUUCUGUGUCCUUGUGAUGGCAACAUGUUUGCUGGGGGGGCGGCAGACCUGGCGAGCUAAAGGGGUUUCAAGAGAGCCCCAGGGCUGAGAAAGGGAUCUUUUGUGUUGGGAGGGAGGGCUGGGUUUCUCUAGCCCUCCUCCUAGGCUUGGUUGUCCAGCACCCGCAGAAAGUGGGGUGAUGGUGGAAGAGGGGUGUCCUGCUUACUCGAUUUCUUUCCUCAGGGGUACUUUUAAAAAGUUUUGUUUGGUUUGUUUUCAAGAGGCCUUUUUUCUUUAACCAAGGAUAAGCUCUCAAACCAGGAUUCAUUAAGGAAACUUCCCCCCCUUCCAGCCAGGCCUACCAGCUAUGACACACCACUCAUAUGACCAGUCAUUGCAUCACACUGGGUCUAGAAGGGCCGCAGGGAAUUUCCUGCUCCGACCGCCUGUCGAUUUGUGUGUGUGUGUGUGUGGAGCUGGUUUUUCAAGGUGUGGGUGGGGUGUGUGUCAGCCUGACUCAUUUAACCCUCUAAAGGAGAACUGAGACGAGGCUGCCUUGUGCUGCUGGCUCUUAAAAGAAAAAAAAAAUUAAAUAAAGGUUUAAAAAAAAAAAAACCCUACGAAAGUCAGACUCUGGAGGGUUUUUAUUUCCUCUUCAGUCUGGGGGUGGUGGAGGGAAGUUUCUUUUACUCCGAGGUUUGAGUUCUUUGAACUAAUCAGUGUAAGAUUAUUAAACUUCUUGGUCUGAAUUGCUGAAGAUCAAAAGAGAAGAGUGUUUGAGAAGGGGAGAAUUCCUGGUCACCCACCGUCACCCUGGAAUAGGAAAAUUAUGACAUGUUCAAAUCCCCUUGUAAAACACUGAGAAUUAGCCAUCUCUUCCUGUUGUCAUGGCGAGUGGGUCUAAGAUCUGCCCCCCUCACACAUCCCACUGUCUUGUUUCAAAUCAGAUGCCCCUCAAGUUCUCUUCGAAUCUAAGGAGAGGAGGGACGUAUCAGUCUGUGUUUGUGAAUGUCAUGAUGGCUUCACGGCCUACCUAGGAACAAAAAUCAUUCUUUGCUUCCUGAAUUUGCUAGUUGCCCGCAGAGGAAACUAGUGAAUGGAUUAAAACAACCAGGAAAAAACCCUACACAGUUGAGAUUUCUUUUUCAGUGUUACCCAUGUGUCUUGAAUGCUUGUAAUUUAUAUCUGUAGUUCCAUUUUUUUAUUGUCUUGGGGGGGGAAACGCCAUGGACUGGGCUUUCCUCCUCUCUGGUGUCGUUAAUUCUUUUUUUUUUUUUUUGUUAAAUAAAAACCGUUUGUGAAACUGG
This is a messenger RNA of Malaclemys terrapin pileata, 2777 nucleotides long. It is a transcript of the gene IER2, whose product is annotated as immediate early response 2. Bases 225 to 923 code for a protein of 232 amino acids. NCBI's taxonomy places the organism in Eukaryota, Metazoa, Chordata, Testudines, Emydidae. The record is from RefSeq and is a predicted model, not a curated record. The transcript has a single exon.